GCCCUUGGGAGUGGUAGAUGCCCGAGUCGGGAUCCCUGUGACCCCCCCCUUGCCUCCUCUGCAGCUGCUACACCCCAGACUUACAGACCUGGCCCCUACCGUCUGAGGGCAAGGCGGAAGUGAGGCGGGCAGCCUGUGGCUUCCUCUUUUUUGUUCUGCUGUGGGCCCAAGACUCAUUACUCAGAGCUUCAGAAGAGGGGACUGGGCACCAUGGCCUCCCGUGUAGUGCCGGUCAGACAGACAUGCUGUUGUUUCAACGUCCGAGUCGCCACCAUAGCCCUGGCCAUUUACCACAUAGUCAUGAGUGUCCUGCUGUUCAUUGAGCAUGUGGUGGAGUUGGCCCGUGGUAAAGUGUCCUGCAGGUUCUUCAAGAUGCCGUACCUCAGGAUGGCUGACCUGCUCUCCAGCUUCCUGCUCAUUGGCACGCUCUUCAUCAUCAGCAUCAGCCUGCUGUUCGGUGUGGUCAAGAACCGGGAGAAAUACCUGAUACCCUUUCUGUCCCUUCAAAUCAUGGACUUCCUGCUCUGCCUGCUCACACUGCUGGGCUCCUACAUCGAAUUGCCAGCAUACCUGAAGCUUGCCCGGCCCCGGCCCGGUCCUUCUAAGGUCCCCUUCAUGACACUGCAGCUGCUGGACUUCUGUUUGAGUAUCCUGACCCUGUGCAGCUCCUACAUGGAAGUGCCCACCUACCUUAACUUCAAGUCCAUGAACCACAUGAAUUACCUCCCAAGCCAGGAGGGCAUGCCACACAGCCAGUUCAUCAACAUGAUGCUCAUCUUCUCCGUGGCCUUUAUCACCGUGCUCAUCCUGAAGGUCUACAUGUUCAAGUGUGUGUACACAUGCUACAAAUUCUUGAAGCACAUGAAUUCGGCCAUGGAGGAAAGCAGCUCCAAGAUGUUCCUCAAGGUGGCUCUGCCAUCCUACGAGGAAGCCUUGUCUCUGCCCCCUAAGACUCCAGAAGGGGACCCUGCACCACCCCCAUACUCAGAAGUGUGAUCCCCACCCGGCCUUCAGCCCUUGGGCUGGGAGAGGCGAAACUUCCUCUUCCUGCUUCUUCACUUUGGUGGUUGCUGUGACCUGCCUACUACAGGACAAUCUGCUUGUGCACCCCUUCACUGUCCUCUCCUCUCGGGGACCCCUCACUCACAACUGAGUCACCCUGGGCUCAGUGACCCUUUGCAGCUCAGACUACUUAGCCUAGCAGCCCAUCUCGUCUCCAUCAGCAGUGAUCCUUGUUCAGAGCGCCGUCAUGGCAAGUUAGGGUGAGUUUGGUCAACAGCUACUGGCUUGAUCUGUUUGGCCAGGCUGCCAACACCUGCAGGGGCAGCAGGAAGAGAAUCUGACUAAGCAAGAGUUCCUGGUGUCAGUUUAUACUCAGCUGUCAGGUUACAGGGUGGGUCAUGAUGGUGGUGCCUGUUUGCCACCCCCAAACAUGAAAGUGUACGAACAAAACAAUUCCUUCAAAUAGCUUGCUUCAAUAGCGAUUCAGCCAACUGCCGUUGUUAGGGAUUAUGAUAAAAAUCUAGUAAGAAACUGAGGAGGAAAAGAAAUAGAAAUGGAGCCCCUCCCACCACUCACUGCAGUGCUCACCAUGGAGCCCCUCCCACCACUCACUGCAGUGCUCACCAUGGAGCCCCUCCCACCACUCACUGCAGAACACACCAUGGAGCCCCUCCCACCACUCACUGCAGUGCACACCACGGAGCCCAGCCUCUGCUUGAGUUUCUCCAGCACCUAGAGGCUGGGAAGCCCAACAUCCCCACAGCUGCCCUGACCAUCCUGUUCAUCGUGGAAAAAAAAAAUGUUGCUUCUGUUUUAAACAAUUCCUUCCCAUGAGCCACCACUCAGAUGGCAAGCUGUCCUCAUAUUCAGUCAAGUGUUCCCCAGGGCCACACAGUGGUGAGGUCCCUGCAAGAGUCACUUUAGCCACUGGCAGAUUUAGGGUCUGGUUAUCACAACAUCCCAGCAGCCAAGUUGCUCUAGCUUGCUUGCCCUGGGCUAUGCUCAGGGGAUGGCAGGCUUGGAGUUGGCUGUUCUGGGGGGCAGCUGUCUGUCACUAUGGCUGCCCAGUUGGGGCAGGCUAGCCCAUGGGGGUGUGAAGUGUAUCCUAUGGUGGCAGCAAGGAGGGUCAGUUCAUAUGCCUCUGCUGGCUUUUCCAUCACUAAGAGUUGCUAGGGAUCUACACCCUGCCUGUGGCGUAGAUGGGGCUGCAGGACUGAGAAGUUCCCACUGUACCUGUGUCAUUGCUUGUGUGUGACUUGGAAGAAGGGCCAAUAAAGCAGCUGAAAGCUU
This is a messenger RNA of Mus pahari (shrew mouse), 2292 nucleotides long. RefSeq names its product lysosomal protein transmembrane 5 (gene Laptm5). Lineage: Eukaryota; Metazoa; Chordata; Mammalia; Rodentia; Muridae. The record is from RefSeq and is a predicted model, not a curated record. Gene Ontology annotation, cellular component: lysosomal membrane. The coding region runs from base 211 to 996 and encodes 261 amino acids. The transcript has 8 exons.